Messenger RNA from Pundamilia nyererei, 760 nucleotides. It is a transcript of the gene tmem230b, whose product is annotated as transmembrane protein 230b. Gene Ontology annotation, biological process: synaptic vesicle transport. Gene Ontology annotation, cellular component: synaptic vesicle; endomembrane system. The record is from RefSeq and is a predicted model, not a curated record. NCBI's taxonomy places the organism in Eukaryota, Metazoa, Chordata, Actinopteri, Cichliformes, Cichlidae. The transcript has 3 exons. Bases 220 to 579 code for a protein of 119 amino acids.
GAGUGUAUACGUACUGAAAACACGGAAGGUCCAACACCAUAUUCCCAAACAGAGGCUUCUACGCUGUAAACUCUUUAUAAAACGUCGUCGGAGCGGCCCUAGAAUAAGCCAAGUGCGGUAUUGUUUUAUUUUGGCAGUUGCGGUUUAAGAGUGAUGCCUGUCGAGUAGUUGGGCCUUUUCUGCUUUUCUGCUUCAUCUGAAAGCAAACCGCUGAAGAAGAUGCCCGCUCGUAAUGUUGUGUCCAACGGGAUCCCUAACAGCAAAGUUAGGUAUUCCAGGUUAGCCACUGACGACGACGGCUACAUUGAUUUACAGUUCAAGAAGAGCCCACCCAAGGUCCCAUAUAAAGCCAUCGCACUAGCCACGAUCCUUUUCCUAAUCGGCUCGCUGUUGAUCAUCAUCGGUGCUCUUCUCUUGGCUGGCUACUUUGGCGUCACUCACACAGACCGGACCGUGCCUGUCCUCAUCAUCGGGAUCCUUGUCUUCCUGCCUGGAUUUUACCACCUACGGAUAGCUUACUAUGCAUCAAAGGGCUACCCGGGGUACUCUUAUGAUGACAUCCCAGACUUUGAUGACUGACCAUUGCUAAAGCCCCAGUCCUGCUGUGCUUACAUGUAGUGAAUUUAAGGUCGUGAUAUAUUUAAAGAAAAUGAGAUCCCUUUUUUUUGUUUUUUUUCAUAAUUGUUUUUAAAUUACAAUAUUGUUCUUAUAGAUUUUUCUACCUAGGUUCUUAAUGCCAGGUUGCUAAUAGCAACUGUUU